Molecule: messenger RNA, 984 nt
Organism: Drosophila sulfurigaster albostrigata
Lineage: Eukaryota; Metazoa; Arthropoda; Insecta; Diptera; Drosophilidae
Gene: E(spl)mbeta-HLH
Product: enhancer of split mbeta protein
Exons: 1
Coding region: 141-749 (202 amino acids)
Biological process (GO): regulation of neurogenesis; anterior/posterior pattern specification; regulation of transcription by RNA polymerase II
Cellular component (GO): nucleus
Molecular function (GO): DNA-binding transcription factor activity, RNA polymerase II-specific; RNA polymerase II cis-regulatory region sequence-specific DNA binding; protein dimerization activity
Source: RefSeq, a predicted model, not a curated record
CGAGCUGAAUCAUUCAAAGCUACAACUUUGCAGCGUGAACAUCGCAGAGCCAACAGAAGAAGAAAAGUGCUAAGACUGUAAAUUAAUUGUGGAUUACGCGUGAUAUCGUCAAGUUUCAUCAACAAAUUAAAUCAAAAAUUAUGGUGCUGGAAAUGGAAAUGUCCAAGACUUACCAAUACCGCAAGGUAAUGAAGCCCAUGCUGGAGCGCAAGCGUCGCGCCCGCAUCAACAAGUGCCUCGACGAGCUGAAAGACAUCAUGGUCGAGUGCCUGACCCAGGAGGGCGAGCACAUCACACGCCUGGAGAAGGCCGACAUUCUCGAGCUGACCGUGGAGCACAUGAAGAAGCUGCGCGCCCAAAAGCAACUGCGUCUCGGCAGCAGCGCCAACAACAGUGCCGACUCCAAGCUGAGCAUUGCGGAGAGUUUUCGUGCCGGCUACGUGCAUGCGGCCAAUGAAGUGUCUAAAACUUUGGCUGCAGUUCCCGGCGUCAGCGUGGAUCUUGGCACCCAACUGAUGAGCCACUUGGGUCAUCGUCUCAACUACUUGCAAGUGGUGGUGCCCACUCUGCCCAUUGGUGUCGCUGUGCCCAUGCAGACAUCCGAUGAGCUUGGCAGUGGCAGCAGCGGCAGUCCCAGUCCAGCCUUGGUGACUCCACCUCCCUCGGAAUGCGGCAGUGCCAGUGGCAGUUGCAGUCCAGCGCCCAGUGAGGCAAGCAGCAGCUCGGGUUCCAUGUGGCGUCCCUGGUGAAUGCAGCGACAGGCGACAACCUUGAUGCCCCAAGGUGUUGACAACUUACUCAAAUACCCAGGACAGCUGUCCCAAGGUAUGCGCUGGAUUGGAAGCCGCGCGCAAACUCAACUGUGCUGAUGUCUUUGCCAGAGUCAAUAAUACGGCUAAGCAAAAGAUCGGAGCCCACUUCGUUAGAGCCGUAAAUUUUGGCUAAGGAGUGCGGCUAAUUUCAUGUACACAGCGAAAGCUGUUA